UUGCUAGGAGUUGAAGCAUAUACAACAGAUAUACUUAAUCAAAAGGUUACGGUCAGUGGUAAUUUUAAUUUGGAGAAGCUAUUGAAAACUCUCAAGAAAAAAACAGGUAAAAAGGCAGAAAUCUUGAUGGUGAAUGAGAAAGCUGAUAUGGUUGAGAAAGAAGAUGAUGAACCUGAAGUAGUUCUGGAAGAAAAUGAGGAACAUGAAACAAUUAUAGAGAAUAAUGAAGAUGAAAAAAAAAUUGAAACCCCUCAAACAAGUACAACAGAAGUCGAAAUUCAUAUGACAUUUCUAUGUGAGAAUUUUGAGGUAGACGUCGGAAAAGUUAUUUCUAAAUUUGAAGGAGUUAAAACAUGUGCGGUCGAUAUAGAAAAUCAAAAAGUUGUAAUCACAGGCGAUUUUGAUAAGGAACAGUUAUUGAAAACACUUAAGAAAAAAUUGAGUAAAAGUAUAAACAAAAUGGAGCAGAAGAAAAAGGACAAAGAACCUAUAAAGAAAGAUGAAAAAAUUGAAAUCGAUAGAGAUAUUUAUAUCAACCCAAGUAGUGUUGAUGAAAAGGAGAUGUCCAGAUAUAUGAUGUUUAGUGAUGAAAAUCCUAAUGCAUGUUCUAUUUCGUAAUGAAAUAUAGUCAAACUAAUAUCUAUCAUGAGAAACUUGAUAUGAUAAUGGAUUGUAUUUAUUUGGUGAUACUUUGUUAUUUUCUUUACCUUGAAAUAAUAUAA
This is a messenger RNA of Camelina sativa (false flax), 722 nucleotides long. Its product is annotated as heavy metal-associated isoprenylated plant protein 18-like. NCBI's taxonomy places the organism in Eukaryota, Viridiplantae, Streptophyta, Magnoliopsida, Brassicales, Brassicaceae. Gene Ontology annotation, molecular function: metal ion binding. The record is from RefSeq and is a predicted model, not a curated record.